AUGCCUCUCGCCUCGGCAGCAACUAGCCUGCGACGGUCCUUAGAAGACCCAAAUGCGUUCAUUGCCGCACCUGGGGUGUAUGAUGGACUUUCUGCGCGAGUAGCGCUAGAAGCUGGAUUCGAUGCGCUGUAUAUGACAGGAGCAGGUACCGCCGCGUCGGUCCAUGGGCAAGCAGACCUGGGAAUCUGCACGCUGAACGACAUGCGAGCCAACGCCGAAAUGUUGGCAAACCUGGCGCCCACGAAACCGCUCAUCGCCGACGCGGAUACGGGCUACGGAGGCCCGAUCAUGGUGGCACGCACGACAGAGCAGUAUGCGCGGGCCGGCGUGGCCGGCUUCCACAUCGAGGACCAGGUGCAGACAAAGCGGUGCGGGCACCUGUCCGGCAAGCUGCUAGUCGACCAAGCCACAUUCACGACCCGGAUCCGGGCUGCAGUGCAGGCGCGGCAGCGGCUAGAAAGCGACAUUGUGGUGAUCGCGAGGACAGAUGCGCUGCAAUCCCACGGCUACGCAGAGAGCCUAGCGCGACUGCGAGCAGCGCGAGACGCCGGCGCAGACGUUGGAUUCCUAGAAGGGAUUUCGUCACGCGACAUGGCGCGCCAGGUAGUGCGUGACUUGGCGCCCUGGCCCCUGAUCCUGAAUAUGGUCGAGCACGGUGCCACGCCCUCCCUUUCGGCUGCCGAGGCACGCGAGAUGGGCUUCCGUCUUAUUAUUUUCCCGUUCGCGACGCUGGGCCCGGCACUCACCGCUAUGCGGGAGGCACUGAAGAAACUGAAACGUGACGGCCUACCGGGCUUGGAUUCAGAGCUCACGCCCCAGAUGCUGUUCCGGGUCUGUGGUCUCGACGACAGCCUCCGACUGGAUGCGGAGGCUGGGGGCGCAGCCUUCGAGGGCGGCGUGGACCUACGAAGGUAA
Messenger RNA from Penicillium alfredii, 915 nucleotides. Its product is annotated as isocitrate lyase/PEP mutase family protein. Gene Ontology annotation, molecular function: catalytic activity. The transcript is spliced from 2 exons. The record is from RefSeq and is a predicted model, not a curated record. NCBI's taxonomy places the organism in Eukaryota, Fungi, Ascomycota, Eurotiomycetes, Eurotiales, Aspergillaceae. Bases 1 to 915 code for a protein of 304 amino acids.